GUCAAGGGUGCCAUGUAGUUACGUGAUAAGUUAACUGCGCAAAUGGAUCAUUAACACACAGUAAAUUUAAAAGAAGGCUUGAAUAAAUAGGUGUAAUGUGGGGUGAUCAUCAGUGACCAGGAUUAUUUUCUAGAUAUAUAAGCCACAAUGGAGGUAGCACAAAUGUAUCUAGUAAGAUUACAAGAACACAUCAAUGGCUUGUGUACCGGCAUGCCAGCUUGGGAGAUUAUUUUAAGGACAGCAGCUACCACAGUUCUCCUGGUGUGGGUAAAAGGCUUCCUUUUCAAAGAUGAAAGCUUGUAUGAACGGGGAAAGAAGGCGGUGUUUAGACUGGCACGGAGGUUACCACAAGUUAAAAACAUGCUUCAAAAGGAAAUUGACAAGAUGUCUGACGGUCUGACUCAUGACUUGAAUGAAGCCAUAGAGAACACCCCAUACCUGGUGCAGCUGCCAAAAGAGGGCUGGAGUACAGAAAAAAUUAUUGAGAAGGCCACAGAAUACACGAAGUUUGGAACCUUCAAGUGGGAGACAGGCUGUGCAUCAGGUACAGUGUACAAUGGCAACAAGGACCUCACAGAUGUAAUGACUCAAGUGUAUGGCUUGUCAGCGUGGACCAAUCCCCUGCAUCCAGACGUCUUCCCUGGAGUGAGAAAGAUGGAGGCAGAGGUUGUGCGCAUGUGUUGCAGUCUCUUCAAAGGUGACAGAGACACCUGUGGCUGUAUGACAACAGGUGGCACAGAGAGUAUUGUGAUGGCUGUGAAAGCUUACAGGGAUUAUGCCAUUAAUGUACGUGGCAUCAAGAAACCUGAGAUCCUUGUGCCUGUUUCAGCCCAUGCUGCUUUUGACAAGGCGGCUUAUCUACUAGCCAUCAGCAUCAAACAUGUCCCCCUGGAUCCAAAGUCCAUGAAAGUUGAUGUUCAUGCAAUGAAGAAGAUGAUUAACAGGAGAACUUGUAUGCUUGCAGUAUCAGCACCUCAGUUUCCUCAUGGUGUGAUAGACCCUGUAGAAGAGGUGGGAGCCCUUGGGGAGCAAUACAACAUCCCAGUCCAUGUUGAUGCCUGUCUAGGAGGCUUCCUCAUCCCCUUCAUGGAGGAGGCUGGCUACCCACUCCCUCCCUUUGACUUCCGUGUGAAGGGUGUUACAAGCAUAUCUGCUGACACUCACAAGUAUGGCUAUGCUCCAAAAGGUUCAUCAGUGAUCAUGUACCGGAACAGCAGUUGGCGGCAUCACCAGUUCUUUGUCACUCCAGACUGGCCUGGAGGCAUCUAUGCCACAGCCACCAUUGGGGGAUCCAGGUCAGGAGGCAUUGUGGCAGCAUGUUGGGCUGCACUGGUGUAUCACGGCCAUCAGGGUUAUGUUGAGUACACCACCAAGAUUAUACAGACGGCAAAGAAGAUAGAGGAAGGUUGUCGCAAGAUCCCUGGAAUCUUUGUGUAUGGCAAACCAGAUGUGUCAGUGGUUGCUCUUGGCUCCAAUGAGUUCAACAUUUACAUUCUUUCGGAUCGCAUGACCAAAAGAGGAUGGAAUCUAAAUGCUCUUCAGUUUCCAUCAAGCAUCCACCUGGCUGUGACAGUACUACACACUCAUCCUGGUGUGGCUGAUCGCUUCAUCUCAGAUGUGAAGGAAAUUUCUGAAGAUAUUAUCAAGAAUCCUCCAAAAGAUACUGGUGGAAGUGCUGCCAUGUAUGGCAUGGCCCAGAGUAUUCCUGACCGCAGCUUGGUUGGUGAGUUAGCAUGGUGUUAUUUGGAUGCUAUGUACUCCACCCAGCAGAAGUCCACCAAAGCUGACUAGUGCUCAUGGGGUGGCCACUGAACCAUCUUCAUAUCUCUGAAGUCCAUCCAUCUCUUGUUUUUGGACAACUUUUUCAAAUGAAGGCCUUUUAUGAAAUGACUCAAAGCUGUGAUGAUUGUAUAUGGCUAGUCAUAACUGGUAUUAAUUGCUGUUUAUGUGCUUAUGAAAGGAUUGCUGUGCACCUAAUCUGUUUGACUUGCAAAUUCAGGAAAUUCCAGUAUCUAAUUUUAAGAUUUUUCUUUAUUAACAAGAAAGUAAUAAUAUUUUUGUUCUAAGCUUCUGUCUUCACUUUGUGACACACUUUUAACUACCUAAUGACCACUGUAAAGACAAAUAAAAAAGGAUCCACAAUAUUCUUAACUUUAUCAUGCAUAUAAGUUGUACAAGUACUUUAUUAAUCAAUGGUCGCAAAAAAAUGUUUGGUACAUGUGUGUCUGCUUGUCGUGUUUUCACAGCAGUGAGACCAAAUAUUGGAAUAAAAUUACCACCAUUCAACAUGGAAUGGUCUGUAACCCAUAAUGAAAAUAACAAAUUAAAAGAUUCUGACUCAGUCAGAAGUUCUCACUAAAAACUGCUAUUCAAGAGGAUGUUGUACCAAUUUCCUUCCAAGCUGUGCCUUUCCUGCUAUACAUUUCCUGUAAGUAGCACAGUUUCUAAUACAGCAUGCUGUAUAUGUGUCUAGUAGUAACAAUGUAUACUCUGUAUUGGAAUCAUGAAGAGCAGGACCAAACUCUCUCUCUCUCUCUCUCUCUCUCUCUCUCUCUCUCUCUCUCUCUCUCUCUCUCUCUCUCAUAUUGGCUUCAGUUUCAUCAAAAGAGAUCAGAUACAACAGAUUUUUAUCUAGUGGUCUGAUGGGACCACAAUUAAUAGCUGCUAACAAUAUCUGAGUUAUGUGAUAUAUAAUAUUUGUAUGCAUGAUAAGAUUAAAUAAUAAUAUCUUUAGUAUUUCUUUAAUACUAACCAGUAAGAUGAUUGUCACAAAAGAGUUGAAAACAUGCCAUUCAUAUUUGAGAUGAAAGUAAACAAAAUUCUUUACGUUAUGAAAGAUUUAAAUAUUAAUGCACCUCUCCUAUUUUAUUCCAAAUCAAAACAUAGUGCCUACAAAUAUUAAGGGUCUUACAAUUCAUAGGAUGUAUUUAUUGUCUUAUUGUUUGUUUUCCUUUAAUAUUGGUUUCAUUUUGCAUAAAAAAAUUCUUAAAAACACCAUAUCAAUGCUGCAGCUUUACAGGCUCACCAUGAUUCUGGUUUCUCUGUCAUGUCUCAGGAGAGGAGCUUGUAUGACUUUUCCUCUUUAUCAUGGAAGCAGAGCUCAGGGUUUCUCACUAACGAGACCAAUGAUUUAGUCAUUUAUUUGGCUCAUAAUGUAGUAGUAACUGUGGUAGCAGUGAAAUGGCCACCCUACUUCAUAUGCCAAGGACCUGGAUGGGUGGCACCACCAGCCUUACACCAAUGCUCACUGUUGUGUAUGGCGCCCCUGUGAAAAUAGUAUUUGAACAAAGACUAUGGUUGUUUCUUAUUGACAAUUAAGUUGAUCACUUACUCUACAUAUAAGUUGUUUAAAGACAAUUAUAGAGGUGCAAUGUACUACUUGUUUAUGUUGCUAGCACAAAAACAAUGCUGUAUUGAGAACACCAAAUGUCUAGUCUCAGCAGCCACACCUGACUGCAUGUAUUUUUACACUUAAUGACCAUUUAAGCUGUUUUACAAGAGCAAAAGAUAGCUUAUUACUGUUGAACUAAUAUUGUCAGAAGGAAAAAUGUUUGCCUGUUAUUUCUCCUCACAUAAUUAUGCACUCUUAUUUGUGGCAAGUUCUGAAACAAUUUCAACUUACACCUUAUAAUCCUGUUUUCAUGAACAGUGAGAAAUGGAUGCAUUACUUGUCUUGCUAUGAAAAUUAAAUUGAAGGAAUUUGACAAAGUCA
Molecule: messenger RNA, 3712 nt
Organism: Scylla paramamosain (green mud crab)
Lineage: Eukaryota; Metazoa; Arthropoda; Malacostraca; Decapoda; Portunidae
Gene: Sply
Product: sphingosine-1-phosphate lyase 1-like
Exons: 14
Coding region: 148-1791 (547 amino acids)
Biological process (GO): sphingolipid catabolic process; carboxylic acid metabolic process
Cellular component (GO): endoplasmic reticulum
Molecular function (GO): pyridoxal phosphate binding; sphinganine-1-phosphate aldolase activity
Source: RefSeq, a predicted model, not a curated record